GGGAGAGCGUACCUCCUCCAACAGCGUGGCGGCCACCACCGCAGCGUAGCGUCAACCAACGCGGUCCUAAUAAUAAGAAAUAAAACAAGCUAAAGAGAGAGAAAGACCAGCGACAUCGCUGUCUCACAUCGUUGCAUUUAUUUUCUUUUUUUUUGGCGGGCCGCUCCCAACGAGAAGACCACCUCGUCACGUUGCUUCCACCGAUUUCCGUAGCGUUGGAUCCACUAGAGCAGCGGUUAUUUGGUAACGCCCACCUCCAAUACACAAAUAGAGACGCUCUCUCUUGUCUUUCUAUUCUCUUCACGACGAUGUCCUCCGCGCCCGUCGCUUCUCCCUCCAAAGAGAGGGUCGGCGUCCUCCUCCCGCUCGCCGUCGCGGCCGCCGGCGCUUUGUGUCUUUGGAAGGUCAUCCAAACCUGCUCUGUGCCGGUGCACCCCCGCUGUGUCAGCGUCGUCUACGACACCCGCCGCAAAACGGUGUUGUGCACGUCGGCCGAUCGCGAGAUGCGCGCCGACGCCCUGCCGCGUGUGGUGCACUUCAGUCCUGCGUUGUACCUGUCUUCCGCCCUGAUGUACUGCAGUCGCACCCGACUCUUUGUGCCGCCGUCGUCCUUCUUUGGCGUCUUCACACUGCCGCGCGGCGUCUUCGAGGAGCCCGGGGAGGCGGUGAACUGCGCCGUCGAGGGCAUCGCGGUCAGCGACGGGUCGGUCAACAUGAUGGUGACGGUCUUCUACACCAUUCCGUUUGAGCAGAUGGAGCGCUACCUCGCCGCGGUGGGACCUGUCCCGCCGAAUGAGGUGAUCGCGAAGACGGUGGCGCACGUUGCACGCUUGCGGUGCGCGGAGCUGUCGGCCGGCAUCCUGCUGAGCAAGAAUCGUCGUGACGGUGUCUUCAUGGGACCAUUUAAGGAGCACCUGACGUGGAAACUGAUGUCGGAGGCGGCCGUGGCGGUGUCGGACGUGGUAGUGGAGCAGGCCAUUCUGCUAGAAGGAUCUUGA
This is a messenger RNA of Leptomonas pyrrhocoris, 998 nucleotides long. RefSeq lists its product as hypothetical. Bases 309 to 998 code for a protein of 229 amino acids. The transcript has a single exon. Lineage: Eukaryota; Euglenozoa; Kinetoplastea; Trypanosomatida; Trypanosomatidae. The record is from RefSeq and is a predicted model, not a curated record.